CAACCGGUUCAGGUUGUACCUCCGCUUGCUGCCCGAAGACAGCUGGGAUCAGCUCCAGCAUGCCUGCGACCCUUGUGAGGAUAAGAGGAUGAGAACAUGGAUGGAUUAUCAAAUGAUUGUGACUCUUGCGAAGCAUGUCUGACACAUUUUAGAUGAAAUGUAGUGCACUGCAUUUAGAAGCUAACUUUUAUACUCCAGAAUUAACAUUGUAAAUCUCAACGAUGUCUUUCUGAUUAUUUAAAAUUACAUUAAUGGCAUUCAGUUUCAGAUGUCAGGUUGUGAAUUAUGGUAUAUCUGCCACUGAAUUAUAGAUACUUGUAACUCCAGUUUGCGAUCUCGGCGACACCAUAUGAGCUCAUCAUAAUCCCAGCUAGAGUUGUCCACGUCAUCAUUCCGCCGAGAUAAAAGGAAAUUACUCCUUGCCACUGAUAAAUGCAAAACAGUUUUCCAUAUACGUCUACAAUACGCCACAGCUCCUCGCUGGCAUUGAAACAGGAGUUCAGCACACUCCAGAUAUUGUCCCAGCCCAUUAAAAACUCUUGUCUAAAAUAUAUAUGAAUUGUUGAAAUUAUCCAUAGUUGACCAGGCAAAUGUACUUAAAUGUAUUCAAGAACCGUCUAGCCACUCUUUGAGGAAAUACAGUCUCGCUCUUAUUUUGAAAAGUUGAUUUUCUUUGGCGGUGUUUUUGUGAAAGGCAGUGAUGGAGUGAGCUGGACAUGUUGUGCCUUACCCCUCUGCCUUAAGUGAACAUAUCAGGGAAAAGGUACAUUUGUUUUUAUACUGUGCGUCCACACGUUUGCGUCAACAUCUCAACAAUAGUCGUCGCCCGCUCUCGUUGCUACAGAAAAGACUCCCAAUGAGAGGGAUUGACCUGUACAUGAAUGUUGCUGUUUAGAAAUGUACAAAUAAUAAAAAAAAAAUGUUGAAUGAUACUUUUGUGCACUUGGGUACUUUUACUUGCCAUGUGAAAAGUGCUUUCCCUGUGUCCUUUCUAUGGCCAUUCGUUUCCCUGUGAUGUGUCCACUGGACAGGCGUUCAUUAUGCGUAAUCGGGAAAAGUUGAGGUCGAUACUUUCCGACGGCUGAGUUCAAUAAAGAAAUCAAUAAAGUGAAUGUGACGGAUGCAUCAGGGUGGAGUCUGCUUGUUUUUCAAAGCGUGUUCACAUGCGGGGGCAAAGCGGGCCAUCCGAUGCUUUGCUUUAUGGAAACGACACCCGAAACCUUUUGACAACCGGCUGGACCUCAAAGAUGAGCAAUUCCGAGAUUCCGGCGGGUCUCAAGGAGCUGCUGCAGGGAUAUACGGUGCAGGUUCUUCGCAACAGGCCGCCGGACUUGGUGGAAUUUGCCGUGCAGCAUUUUACGCAAAUUUUGGAGAAGCGAAAGAAUGACAAGCCAGCUAAGAAGCGUGGCGGCAAAGCGGCACGGAAAGGGGUCACUUUUGCAACAAUCUCUGAUGAGAGUGCCCAGGAUGCCAAAGAAGAGGGGGAAGAGAAGCUUGUUGAAUCCACCGCUGGUAAAUACAACCGCAGAGUUUCAGUUUGCGCAGAGGCCUACAACCCCGACGACAACGAGGAUGAUGACACCGAGCCUCGAGUUGUGCACCCCAAAACGGACGAGCAGCGUCGCAGGCUUCAGGAUGCCUGCAAGGACAUUUUACUCUUUAAAACACUGGAGCAGGACCAGUUCUCGGAGGUUUUGGACGGCAUGUUCGAGGUGCAGGUCAAACCUCAGGAGCACAUCAUUGACCAAGGAGACGAUGGAGAUAAUUUUUAUGUCAUAGAGAGGGGUGUUUACGAUAUACUGGUGGCGAAGGACGGGGUGAGCGUGUGCGUGGGAAAGUACGACAACAAGGGCAGUUUUGGCGAGCUCGCUCUCAUGUACAACACGCCGCGAGCUGCCACCAUCGUGGCCGCACAGGAAGGUGCCUUGUGGGGCCUGGACCGGGCCACCUUCCACAGGCUCAUUGUGAAAAAUAACGCCAAGAAGAGGAGGAUGUAUGAGGCCUUUGUUGAAUGCGUUCCCCUUCUGAAGUCUCUGGAGCUCUCGGAGAGGAUGAGGAUUGUGGAUGUGCUAGGAGCGCGAUGCUUCAACGAUGGAGAGCGUAUUAUAGCGCAGGGAGACACAGCUGACUGUUUUUACAUCGUGGAAUCAGGACAAGUCAGGAUCAUGAUCAAAAGCAAAACGAAGGUAGGCCAGCAGGACGACGCGGAGAUCGAGGUGGCCCGUUGCUCUCGAGGACAAUACUUUGGGGAGCUCGCACUCGUCACCAACAAACCUCGAGCAGCGUCCGUUUAUGCUAUUGGAGAAACCAAAUGUUUAGAGAUUGACAUCCAGGCGUUUGAACGCUUGUUGGGCCCUUGUAAGGAAAUCAUGAAGAGGAACAUCUCCCAGUAUGAAGAUCAGCUUGUGGCAUUAUUUGGCUCUAGCGUAGACUUAAAACACUAGCAUGUACUGUACAGUACGUUCUCCCCUCCGCCCAUUUUUAUUCGUGUGUUGAUCAGAUGAAACUCAAGAAACAAUGGUUUAAAAAAAAAUAUGGCCCACAGAAUUAUCCCCUAAUGGCUUUGACUAUUAUUACGAUCAGAUUUAUUCUCUACAAUAAAAACAAUUUCCUUUACAUGAAACCAUUUCCUUUCCU
Messenger RNA from Hippocampus comes (tiger tail seahorse), 2637 nucleotides. RefSeq names its product protein kinase, cAMP-dependent, regulatory, type II, alpha, B (gene prkar2ab). The transcript has 10 exons. Gene Ontology annotation, molecular function: cAMP-dependent protein kinase inhibitor activity; protein kinase A catalytic subunit binding; cAMP binding. Gene Ontology annotation, biological process: negative regulation of cAMP-dependent protein kinase activity. The record is from RefSeq and is a predicted model, not a curated record. The coding region runs from base 1164 to 2444 and encodes 426 amino acids. Gene Ontology annotation, cellular component: cytosol; cAMP-dependent protein kinase complex. NCBI's taxonomy places the organism in Eukaryota, Metazoa, Chordata, Actinopteri, Syngnathiformes, Syngnathidae.